Molecule: messenger RNA, 1377 nt
Organism: Linnemannia hyalina
Lineage: Eukaryota; Fungi; Mortierellomycota; Mortierellomycetes; Mortierellales; Mortierellaceae
Source: the annotation of a GenBank genome assembly
AUGUUCAAUGCCCUGCAGGGAACAGGAUCCUAUGGCCUCAGCCCCAAGGACUCUGACGUCGGAAACCAUGCCUCGACCGCCCUCUCCUGUGUCUUUGCCAUUUCGUCCCUCUUCGCUGGCGCUCUCUUCAACAUCUUUGGUCAUCGUCUCCUGCUCAUCAUCGGUGGUUUGACUUACUGUCUCUAUGUCGGAUCCUUCUUGGCCUACCACUACAUCACCUCGAUCGUCUUUGUCGUCGUUGCCUCGUGCCUGCUUGGUAUUGGUGCCGGUUGGUUGUGGUGCGCCCAGGGUGCCGUCAUGAUGGGUUACCCCGAGGAGGGUGACAAGGGCAAGUACUUUGCCAUCUUCUGGGCCAUCUUCAACUGUGGUGGUGUCAUUGGUAACGUCAUUCCCUUGAUCCUCCAAUGGAACGACGCCGACGCCGGUGGUGCUAGCACAGGUGCCUAUGGAACCUACAUGGUCGUCAUGGUCAUUGGUGCCCUUCUCUCCCUCCUCUUGUUGCCUACCUCCAAGGUCUUCCGUAGGGAUGGCACCAACGUUGUCCGUGUCCGCUACUCGAGCCCCACCUCCGAGUUGAUCUCGGUCUUCAAGCUCUUCUUGGACUGGCGCAUGUUGUGCCUGAUCCCCAUGUUCUUCACCUCCAACUGGAUCUACACCUACCAGUUCAACGCCGUCAACGCCUUCAACUUCACCAUCCGUACGCGUGCCAUGAACUCGAUGUUCUACUGGUUGGCUCAGAUUUUCGCCUCCAUUGCCUAUGGUCAGUUCUUGGACAAGCGCGAGUGGUCCCGCCCCAAGCGUGCCCGUUACGGUCUUAUCCUCUUGACCAUUUUGCUUGGCGGUACCUGGGCUGGAGGAUUCUUCUUCCAGCGCACGUUUGGUCCCCGCAACGACAACGCCGUCCCAGACCCAUUGAACCCUGGCAGCUUGAUCAAGAACCCCGCCGAUUUUCACCAUAUCGAUCUGGUCACCAACACCAAGGACUUCAUCGGCCCCUUUUUCCUCUACCUCGCCUACGGAGUCACCGAUGCCAUGUACCAGGGGUUCUCUUACUGGUUGAUGGGAGCCUUGACCAACGACACCAACCAGGCUGCCCGCUUCGCUGGUUUCUACAAGUUUGUCCAGAACUUGGGAGGUGUUCUUGCCCCUGUCGUCCAGACCUCGAUCAUCGGUAACGGACCCUCUGCUGGAUACAAUGCCGUCAAUGCCCAGACCCGUGGUAUGGGUGAGUUCCUUGUCUGUGUUGUUCUGAUCGGUCUCGGUGUCCUUGGCGCCGUCCCUGUUGCCUUCAGGGCCGUCCAGGAACACACCAUCGAGGAGGGUGACGACAUAAUCGAGCUCGGCGACAAGCAGGAGCUCUACGACGGCAAGAACUAA